This is a messenger RNA of Corticium candelabrum, 998 nucleotides long. RefSeq names its product tetraspanin-9-like. The record is from RefSeq and is a predicted model, not a curated record. Bases 38 to 772 code for a protein of 244 amino acids. NCBI's taxonomy places the organism in Eukaryota, Metazoa, Porifera, Homoscleromorpha, Homosclerophorida, Plakinidae. Gene Ontology annotation, cellular component: plasma membrane. The transcript has a single exon.
GCAUGCGUGAAGUUACUUGUUUGACGGUGUGAACGUUAUGGCUGUGGAAGGUUGCUCCAAGUGUUUGAAAUGGCUUCUCUUCGUUUUCAACAUCAUUUUCUUUGCCAUUGGGGUCAUUGUCUUGGGUCUAGGCGCAUGGCUGUACGUGGAAUUCGACUCUUUUCUCGACGAUCUUGCAGGAGUCAAGUACCUUAAUGGCCCCAUCUUGCUGAUGGUAGUCGGUUCUAUAAUCACGCUUAUCGCUUUUCUUGGUUGUUGCGGUGCGUGUAUGGAGAACAAGAUUAUGCUUUACCUGUUUGGUAUUCUCAUGAUUGUGACCUUUGCCCUGGAACUUGUGGGUGGAAUUCUUGCCUACGUGAACGAUUACGACGAGGAACUUAAGGCUACGUUGUAUACGACUCUGCCUACUUAUUCCAAUAAUUCUGUCAUCAAGGAUGCUUGGAACACCGCUCAGAAGAACCUAGAUUGCUGUGGUGUUGAGAACUACACAGAUUGGCAGGCCUACCUUGGGCCUCAACGUGUACCAAGUAGUUGUUGCAAAACGGAUCCUUGCACAAUAGCAGGAGGUCCGGAUGGCAUUGUUAAUCUGCAGCUAUUAGCAGACCUUCCUAUAAACACCAUUGGCUGCUAUGAAGAAGUAAAGUCCAAGUUUGAAGGCAACACUGUAGCUGUUGCUGCUGUUGGCAUCAGCUUUGCCGUAGUUCAACUCCUGGGCAUUAUUUUCGCCUUUGUUGUCGGCUGCAAUAUUGAGUCAUCACCAGAAGUGGUGUAAACUGACUAGGACUUUGUUGCUGAACAGUGUGUGUUAACUUUUUUGAUACCAGUGUGGCAAGCUGCAAUAGAAAUUAGUGCAUGGCUGUUUGCUAGCAAUUUGCGAUGCUUUUACAAUGGCAGUAUUUUACAUUUAGGACUGAUUGGCAGUAUAUUUUAGUGUCUAUGUCUAUCUUGCAUUUGUAUGGUCAACAGAGUGCAAUAUAGUUCUACAUGUCAUUUUUCAC